AUGCUGGUGGAAAGAAAGUUCCAAAGCCUCUCCACUUGUUCGUACUGCUGUCACCCACCUACCUCAUUUCCUCACGCUACAUAUAAUCCUUCCAUUUUAGAACCCUUCUCUUAAAAUCCUAUUCGAAGUCGUCUUCAUUACUCCCUCUUCCAUUGUCUACUUUCCUUUACUAUCAACAGAUUUCUCUUAUUAUUUAUUUAUUUUUUUAUCUAAUUGAAGAAAGAUGUGUGGCGGUGCUAUUUUGGCUGGCCUCAUCCCUCGUAACCGUGGCCACCGCGUCGCGGCUUCUGAGUUCUGGCCCAACUCAUCCUUCAAUAAACCCAGUCCCUUCGACACGUAUCCGAGUCCUCUCCGCAAUCAGGAGCCAUUCACUCUCAAACGACCCCAGCCCACUUCAGGGGAUCAUGAACAAGUGGAGAAGCCGAAUGCCAAGAGGCAGAGGAAGAAUCUAUACAGAGGUAUAAGGCAACGACCUUGGGGUAAAUGGGCAGCUGAGAUUCGUGACCCAAGAAAAGGAGUCCGCGUUUGGCUCGGUACAUUUAACACGGCUGAGGAAGCAGCUCGAGCCUACGACAGAGAGGCUCGCAAGAUUCGCGGCAAGAAAGCCAAAGUCAAUUUUCCUAACGAAGAUGACCAUUACUACACGUCCCAAAACUCGAACACCAAGCCUUUCCUGUACCAAGCCCCCACUUGUCAUUUCUCAAAAGGUUAUGAUUCUGGGAACGUUUAUGAUGCAUAUCAGAUCGAAACCUUCCAUUCAAAUGGUUUAAUUAACGAACCAAUUGUUAGUUCUGGGGAGGAUGAUUCUAGGUCAGGUUCAGAGGAGGUGACAGGACUGCUGGGCUGUAAUCAGAAUGUGGAGAGCAAUAAUUAUAUGGGUCAAGUAAAGGUGGAAGAGGAGAAACUGGAGGAGAAGAAAGUGAUGAACAAGGAGGUGAUGGUGGUGGAUUUGGAAACUGGGGAGGAAGAAAGCGAGGUGCAGAAGCUGACUGAGGAGUUAAUGGCGUAUGAAAAUUUCAUGAAGUUUUAUCAGAUUCCGUAUCUGGAUGGGCAAUCAACGGCACCAAAUGGGACAACCCAGGAAAGCCUUGUGGGUAAUCUUUGGAGCUUUUUUGAUGAUGGUGUUGAUGCUCCUGUCACUUCUGCACCUCUGUAAUGGCGACGGCGCAGUAUCUUGCUGGUUUUGUAGAUUGGGAAAUUGAUGAUUAAUUAUGGUUUUUAAGGAUUGUGUUGUUUUAAUUAAGAGGAAUUGAACUUCUUGAGUUCGCUGUCAAAAUGUAAUUUUUACAAGUUAACUGUCAUCUGAUGAAAUUUCUAUCCUUCAA
Populus trichocarpa (black cottonwood) is the source of this 1325-nucleotide messenger RNA. Its product is annotated as ethylene-responsive transcription factor ERF071. Gene Ontology annotation, biological process: regulation of DNA-templated transcription; ethylene-activated signaling pathway. Lineage: Eukaryota; Viridiplantae; Streptophyta; Magnoliopsida; Malpighiales; Salicaceae. The transcript has 2 exons. The record is from RefSeq and is a predicted model, not a curated record. Gene Ontology annotation, molecular function: DNA binding; DNA-binding transcription factor activity. The coding region runs from base 224 to 1156 and encodes 310 amino acids.